CCUACGGAGGUUUAUGAAAUCAUGAGGGGCAUAGGUAAGGGAUUUUGAAAGGAAGGUAUCUCUUCCCCAAGGUGGGGCAGUUCAAGACUGAGGGACGCGUUUUUAAGGUGAAAGGAGAACUGUUUUCCCAAGACCAAGGGCCUGUACAGACGCUGGAAUGUUCUGUGUAAUAUAUUGAGAUGAGGAGAAACGACUUCGCCCGGAGAGUGGGUGGAUUUCCCUGUCACAGAAAAUGGCCCAACGCCAGAACAUCCAAUGUUUUCCUGAAGAGAAAAGAGGUGCAGAUGGCGGGCUUCCGGCUCCUGAUCGAUGCCCGUGCGAGCCAGCCUGCCGCGGCCCUGGGGGGAGCCCUCCACAUCUUCCAGAAAACCGUUCCUGGUGGGAUUCACUCUGUCCUGGUGCUGGCUGCCAAGGAGUCCUCUGGCAAUGUGGAGGUGCUGACCGGCGUGCAGACAGAGACACUGCCAUCCAUCCGGGCCUUGCACAAGUACGUUGAGCCUGCCCAGUUGACUCAAAUCUUUGCCGGAAGCUUUCUGUACAGCAAUGAAAAGUGGGUUCGCUAUCGACUG
Messenger RNA from Chiloscyllium plagiosum (whitespotted bambooshark), 569 nucleotides. Lineage: Eukaryota; Metazoa; Chordata; Chondrichthyes; Orectolobiformes; Hemiscylliidae. The record is from RefSeq and is a predicted model, not a curated record.